UCUCCUCUGCUCUCCUCUCCUCUCUCCUCUCCGGCUCCACUCAAUCAGCUGACGAAUGGUAUCUCCCUCCUCUCCCGGAUGGAUCGCGCCGCUGAAGCCGGGCAGCCUGAGCGCUGACACAGGAGCAGGUUGCCCACCGCCCGCUCUUCUCCCGCUGGAUGUCUGACCGACCGAGCCUCAAGUAAAAGAUUUCGCUUCACGUAAAAGAAAGAGAGAGCUUUCUUUACAGGAAGCUACCCGCCUCACCAUGGCUUCCAACUUCAACGACAUAGUCAAACAGGGAUACGUGAGGAUACGGAGUAAGAAACUGGGGAUCUUCCGGAGGUGUUGGCUGGUGUUCAAAAAGGCCUCCAGUAAAGGACCCCGACGGUUAGAGAAGUACCCAGACGAGAAGGCAGCCUAUUUCCGGAGUUUCCAUAAGAUCACUGAGCUCCAUAAUAUCAAGAACAUUACCCGGAUGCCACGGGAGACAAAAAAGCAUGCUGUGGUGAUUAUCUUCUGUGAUGACACGUCCAAGACAUUUGCUUGUGAAUCAGAGCUGGAUGCAGAGGAAUGGUGUAAGCUGCUGUGUGUGGAGUGCCUGGGCAGCCGUCUCAACGACAUCAGCCUGGGAGAACCAGACCUGUUAGCAGCGGGGGUGCAGCGGGAGCAGAACGAACGCUUUAACGUGUACCUGAUGCCUACCCCUAACCUGGACAUCUACGGGGAGUGCACCAUGCAGAUCACCCAUGAAAACAUCUACCUUUGGGACAUUCACAACGCUCGCCUCAAACUCGUCAUGUGGCCUCUUAGCUCCCUCCGCAGAUACGGUCGAGACUCCACCUGGUUCACUUUUGAGUCAGGAAGGAUGUGUGACACAGGAGAGGGUUUGUUCACGUUCCAGACGCGGGAGGGCGAGAUGAUCUACCAGCGGGUCCACUCAGCCACGCUGGCCAUUGCCCAGCAGCAUGAGAGGAUGAUGGAGGAGAUGGAGAAGAGCUCCCAGAUCCACUCCAGAGAGAUGCUAACCAAGUCCAUCUCCCUGCCACGCAGCGCCUACUGGCAGCACAUCACGCGUCAGAACAGCGUGGGAGAUCUCUACAGUUACCAAGGAACCAGCAUGACAAUGACUUAUAUCCCCCGAGCACAGACGUUCCCCAGCUUUCUGUCAGACGAGCAUGAACAGGAGGAGAGGCCGCACCAGGAAGAGGCACCGUCGCCCUCUAGUGGCCGUGAAUCCAGUUGCAGCCUGAGACCCCUUCAAUGACAAGAAUUGCUCCACCAAAACUGGACACUUUAACCACCACUGUAGAGAGGUUGUAGAAAUAUGUAUAGUGACAUGUGUAAUAUAUCAUUUCUUGGUGAUACUGAAACAAUAGUGUCAACUGUAGGGAGAGUGGUACAUGAAAAGGUCUCCUGCAAAGGGACGAUGUCCUUUUUUUUGGUAUGUCAUGUGACAGCAGCAGUAGCGUUGAAGAUUGCACCAAAAAUCCUUUAAAUGUAGUUUUAAAGUGUUUUAUGUUGCCAUUAUGCUGUUACAGCCAGCAUGACCCCUUUUUUUAAAAGCACUACACCUUAUAAGAAGUUAAAGGUACUAACACACCAAGGUCCGCAGUAAAACAAUGUUAAGACAGGCUUUCGGUCUAAAAAUUGAUGAAAUUACAUUGGGUUCGUUCCAAUAAUGUCCAGCUUCAGAUACCAUUUAAGGAGAAACUCCACCAUUUUUGACACAUAAUCCUCCCACACUUACUGUACUUUGCUUCCUUUCAAGAAUGUGAAAUUGAUCAAUGCCUUACACAAAAACCGACUUUGAUGGCAGUGAUGAAUCAGCUAAAGCCCUUAAUCAGUUACAGCCUGCACAGAAAAAGUCAUUCAGGAAUGUGCGUUGAUAUACCAGGAAAUUACUGUCAUGUCAGAAAUUAUACAAUGCAACCUUCUCGGAGCCUCUACUUUAAAUUGCCAACCUUACAUUAUACUAGCAGCGCAAUUUGAUUUUAAUAGCUUCUCUGCUCUAUCUGAUAACUGGUUUAUUAGCAAAAAGGAAAGAAGUGAUGUUUGUGACCUGUGAAAUAUUGCCAUCAUGGGACGGUUGUGGCAAUAAAAAAAAUCAUAGUAGUUUUCACCCAGCUGCUGUUAUGUUCAUACAAGAUUUAAAUUCUGAAAAAGUACCAUGAAUAUACAGUACCAGUCAAAAAUUUGGACACACUUUCACAUUCGCUUGAAUGAGAAAAGUGUUCUUCAUAAGUGUUGGGGGACCUCUUCAGGCUUUCUCUUUUCCAUACACCUUUGACUGUCAUUUAAGGAAUAGUUUUACAUUUUGGGAAUACAGCUUUCAAGCUGAUAGUUAAAUAAGAAUACCAGUAGCAGGUUAGCUUAGCUUAGCACAAAUUAGAAACAGGGAUACAGCUACACUAGCUCUGUCUAAAGGUAACAAAAUCUGCCCACCAGCACCUGUAAAAUCACAGUUUUACAGGUUGUUUCUACGCUUUUUUGUAUGGAUUAAACAAACAAAAUGUUAUGUGUUAAUUAGAGAGUUUUAGAGGUGCUGGUAGGU
Thunnus maccoyii (southern bluefin tuna) is the source of this 2533-nucleotide messenger RNA. RefSeq names its product docking protein 6 (gene dok6). Bases 248 to 1246 code for a protein of 332 amino acids. The record is from RefSeq and is a predicted model, not a curated record. Gene Ontology annotation, biological process: cell surface receptor protein tyrosine kinase signaling pathway; positive regulation of MAPK cascade. NCBI's taxonomy places the organism in Eukaryota, Metazoa, Chordata, Actinopteri, Scombriformes, Scombridae. Gene Ontology annotation, cellular component: cytoplasm. The transcript has 8 exons.